This is a messenger RNA of Diachasmimorpha longicaudata, 1418 nucleotides long. It is a transcript of the gene Rpn9, whose product is annotated as 26S proteasome non-ATPase regulatory subunit 13. The transcript has 5 exons. Gene Ontology annotation, biological process: ubiquitin-dependent protein catabolic process. Bases 116 to 1273 code for a protein of 385 amino acids. Gene Ontology annotation, molecular function: structural molecule activity. The record is from RefSeq and is a predicted model, not a curated record. Gene Ontology annotation, cellular component: cytosol; nucleus; proteasome regulatory particle, lid subcomplex. Lineage: Eukaryota; Metazoa; Arthropoda; Insecta; Hymenoptera; Braconidae.
CCAACAUAACCUCGAAAACUCCUCGAAUCAAAGUCUUCAAUCUUCAGAAUUCAGUCUUCGCGUCUGUAAUAAUUUGCCGGGUCAUUCUGAGAUUUGUUAAUAAACAUUGAUAAACAUGGCAGGCGUAGCAGGACCCAAGGAUGUUAAUUCGUUUUUGAGUCAGAAACAGAACACUCCUGACAAGGAAUUAGCCGCAGAAUGGGGCGAGCUGGAGGAGUUGUACAACAAAAAGCUCUGGCAUCAACUUACCUUGAAGUUGGAAACAUUCGUCAAGCAUCCAUCUCUGCAGAAAGGGGACAAUCUCAUUCAGCUCUACAAAAACUUUCUCUCGACGUUCGAAAACAAGAUAAAUCCACUGUCCUUAGUUGAAAUACUGGCUCAUGUGAUUGAGCAGUAUCCGGACAAGAGGGAGGCCAUCAAGUUCUUGGAGGCAACAGAGCCCAAAGUUGAGAAGAAUAAUGAAGCAGUUUCACUGUGCAAAGUGCUCGAGGGCCAGAUACUCCUCGACAAACUCAAUGACCAGGAGAAGACGAAAAAAGUCAUUGAGGAUGUCGAGGCUAUGCUCGAUAAUGCUGAUGGAGUGACCACUGUUCAUGGGAGAUUCUACUUGCUGGCAAGUCGAUUAUACAGGCUUCAGGGAAAACAUGCUGAGUAUUAUCGUACGGCUUUGAGGUAUUUGGGUUGCAUCGACUUAAAGACCCUCACAAAACAAGAGAAGGAACAGCACGCAUUCUUUUUGGGUCUCGCCGCUCUUCUGGGUGAGGGUGUCUACAAUAUCGGAGAAUUGUUGGCACACCCGGUGCUUCAGUCCCUCAGAGGGACCCCCAAUGCCUGGCUGGUGGAUCUCCUCCAGGCUUUCAAUGCUGGAGAUAUAGCAGCACUCGAGAGACUCAAACCCCAGUGGUCUAAAGUUGCUGAUCUAGCCGCCCAGGAAUUAAAACUCAGACAGAAAAUUUCACUCCUCUGUCUCAUGGAGAUGACGUUCAAGCGGCAAUCGAAUAAUCGGCAACUCUCAUUCUCCGAAAUCUCCCAAGAGACUCGUCUCCCAGUCAACGAAGUAGAGCUCCUAGUAAUGAAGGCCUUGGCCCAAGGUCUUGUUCGUGGGGCCAUUGAUCAAGUAGCUGGGAUUGUUAACAUGACUUGGGUACAGCCCCGAGUUCUCGAUCGCACACAAAUUGCUGGAAUGGUGCAACAGCUCGAGAGAUGGUGCAAGGAUGUCAACACCAUGGAGCACCUCCUGGAGUCUCGGGCCUCUGAAAUUCUCACACUUUAAACUUCAUUAAUUUUUUUUCCAUUGGAUAUACACAACUCCAUUUUUUCACUGUAAUAAAUAUACGAUUGUCAUGUUGCUGCACUGUACAUGAUGACAAAUUGAUUGCAAUUAUCUUUGAAGUAAUAAAAAUUGUACAAAUCAUGAA